CUCUCCGCCAGUGCACACAUGUUCUUCAAGUUUGGUUAUGUUGUCAUUCACAUUUACAAUCAGUGAGAAUCGUUCAACUCGUGUAAACAAGUCAAGUGAAAUAAUCCAGAAAUGUCGAAAACAGUAGAAACCCCUGAAAAUCCUCCCGCGAAAGGCCUCAAAAGGAAGAAGAAGCGUUCAGCAAAUCAGAUGGCCAAGAAGCUAGCCCGCAGACGAGACCCAGGUCACGGCAGUGAAUUAGACUCCGACAGCUACCAAUACAUGGUGCGAAUAAUGGAGGUCCUUCGCACGGAUUUCCCCACGAUGGACGACAAACUAAUUUUCGUGAAUAACGUCUUCGAGCAGACGAUCGCCCACGAGGUCGACUACGCCAAGAACCAGGUGGGCUCUCUCGUCCUGGACACCUUAAUGAAAUACGCAAGCCUCGAUGUUAUCCAGAGGAUGACCGACGCUUUCAGCCCCUCACUGAGGCCAAUCUGCAGCGACAGAUUCGCCAGUCACGUCUUGGAGAAAAUCAUCCAGACAUGUGCAGACAGGGGAAACAGAAAAUGCAAGUCUGACCCAUUAAACAAGAAUGAGGUGCCAAUUGCAGAGGAAGAAAUUGAAAAAUACAACGACAUCACCAUGAAGCUCAGCAAGUACAUGAUAAACAACAUCGAAGAGUUCAUUUACGACACGUACGCCAACCACAUCCUGAGAACCUCGAUCCACUGUCUGGGGGGAUUGAUAGACAAAGAUGGAAAUGAUCAGAAAAAAAAAAAUUUAACACUGACACAACGAAGAGAAGUCAUCCAGGAUUACACAGAUUUACUGUUGGACGCAGGCAAUCGCUUACUGCGAUGGCCCCAGUUCAUCGAAUUCGGUAAGGACGAAUUAACCUCAGGUUUGCUCCAGACCUACCUCCUAACCCUGAAGGACGUGGACCCAAAACUGGCAAGUUCGAUAAUUAAAAAAAUCAUCUCCGAAUGUUUCACUGAGAACUCUGACGACUGUCUGUCCAACAUUUUCGAUGCAGAAAGCUCCCUGAGGCUUCUCGAGACUUGUUUAGCCUCUGCGAAUCCAAAAAUGUACAGCAAGAUCUUCAAGAAGCUGUUUGAGGGGCGUUUGAAGGAGUUAUCUCUGAUGAAGGGCGCCAACUUCUGCGUCCAGAGGCUGAUGGACCACUGUCCCACGAAGGAGGAGUUCGAGGCGAUCUUCAGUGAGAUCUCGGAGUAUUUUCCGGAGAUUCUGGGGAGACAGCACACUGGGGUCCUGUCGAGCCUGGGGAGCGCUUGCCUGAGGCUGCAGGCAAAGCAGGGCCCAUUUGUCAAUGUUGUGGCGAAGGGAUUGAAGUGCGACGAGCCGCAGGAGCGGCAGCUCUUCCUGGUCCCCUUGGCCGCCAGAUUAAUUACGUACGAACAGUUUGAGUCAGCCAAGAGGCAGGGGAGGAGCAUUCCCCUGCAUCUCCAUGGCAGUUUGAUACUUCAAGCUAUUCUCCAAUUCAAUAAACCCAUUAAGAUUGUUAACUCGAUGUUUUCGAUGGAUGCGGAGGAACUGGCUGCGUUAUUCAGUGAUCCAAAGGGCAGCAGGAUAUUGGAUGCCUUCAUGGACAGCAAAUUCGUCGGGGAGAAGAGCAGAGAUAAAUUAGCCAAACAGCUCAAGGGACACUGGGUCACACUGGCCUGUGGCACACAUGGCUCCAGGUGUCUGGACAAAAUUUGGCAGUACUCCAAGGACAAUCAGAAAAUUCAUAUUAUGGAGGAGCUCGCUGCAGCUGGGGAGGCCAUGAAUUCCACGAAAACAGGGAGACUCAUCUCGGCGAAACUUAAUGUUUCUCUGUUUGCACGCAGCAGGAAGGAGUGGAGCGAGGCGAGGGGCAAGGAGGAGAAGGCGAAAACACUUUUUGCCAGUAUUAUUGGGAAUGCUAAGUGAGACGCGAGGCUCUUCGUUUUUCAGUUGUACAGCUGUUGAAUAAAAAAAUAGUGGAGGAACA
Diachasma alloeum is the source of this 1972-nucleotide messenger RNA. Its product is annotated as nucleolar protein 9. Gene Ontology annotation, molecular function: RNA binding. The transcript has a single exon. The coding region runs from base 112 to 1911 and encodes 599 amino acids. Gene Ontology annotation, cellular component: preribosome, small subunit precursor; 90S preribosome; nucleolus. NCBI's taxonomy places the organism in Eukaryota, Metazoa, Arthropoda, Insecta, Hymenoptera, Braconidae. Gene Ontology annotation, biological process: endonucleolytic cleavage in ITS1 to separate SSU-rRNA from 5.8S rRNA and LSU-rRNA from tricistronic rRNA transcript (SSU-rRNA, 5.8S rRNA, LSU-rRNA); endonucleolytic cleavage to generate mature 5'-end of SSU-rRNA from (SSU-rRNA, 5.8S rRNA, LSU-rRNA); ribosomal small subunit export from nucleus. The record is from RefSeq and is a predicted model, not a curated record.